AUGGUGGGGGACGAUCCGUGGGGAUAUUAUGCAGUCCUUUGCAACGAGUCUCGGACAAAUGUCACCAUCUUUCAGAAGGCUCGUUUUGGGAUCGGCGACAUUUACUUUCUUUCGAGGUAUUACGGCAAGACCGAGGUGGUUCAAGGAACCAUCAAAAGGCUCGGUGAGAAGUCGCUUCAUUUGGAGGAUGGCACCAAGUUGGAGGAUGUUCAGGCUGUUCUCAAGCUCUUCGGAUUCGUGCCGGAAUGGGCUGUGGACAAGUUCCUCCAGCUGAAGCACCUCUCUGGAAUUUGGGUCAACGACGAUUACCGGAUUGGCACAAUGUCGGAGUUCCCGACAGUAAAUGCACAAAGAUUUGGUGGAACAUCUCUGUCUCCUGGGGCUGUGGGAUGGUGCAAUAUCUUCUAUCAUUUCUGGAAGUAUCCACAGGAUUUCGACAAGAUGAUUGCUACCGGCAUGCUGCCGAAGCACUUCCCAAAUCUUCAGAAAGAUGAGCCAGGCUACGUCCUCGAUGCAAAGAUCGGAUCCCAAACUCUGAUUGCCAUCAGCAGCCUGUGUCCCGAGCUCGCAGAAGUGACUGCGAAAUAUGAUGACAGCUUCAAGCGCAAGAAGCAGUGGGGGACGCACUCUCUGGAACAAAUCCAAGCGUUGGCAGAAGAAGACUGGUUGCGGUAUUGCCAGAUGUUCAAAGAAGCGGGCGAUUCAAGGCCGUUUCCACCAUACCCAUACUCGAAAGAACGAGUUCAAAAGAUGGUCGAAAGGCAAGACCGGGAGGAGUACGAGCGCUUUGUGAAAAAGGGCUGGAUUCAGUAG
This is a messenger RNA of Symbiodinium sp. CCMP2456, 813 nucleotides long. The record is from the annotation of a GenBank genome assembly. Lineage: Eukaryota; Dinophyceae; Suessiales; Symbiodiniaceae.